GAAGGGUUGCCGCAAUGAUGUUGAUGCGGUUGAAGAGGCUCUCCAUCGCUGUUGUUCACUAGCCGCUCCACCACGGAAGCUCUCUGAUGCAGCGUAUGAGCAUAUCAAGGACGUGUUUGAGACAGUCCUUUCCACACCUGACUCGAACAGGUGUGUUUUUGUGUUUUUCGCUGGACAUGGCAUUCAAACUGGCAGAGGUACCCUCUUAGUUCCAUGUGAUGCUGAAAAACAAUCAGCAAAGAAACUGGUCCCUGUGGAGUGGAUACGGCAGUCCUUUCGCAACAAGGUUUCCAAUGGCAUCUUGAUUCUCGUGCUUGCUUGCUGCCGACACCCAGGCGACUCCUUGACAGACAGUCCACUGAUUUCGAUUCCUUCCAGUCGGGGGGUUCCGAAAUCAAUGUGUGAUAUCAUCCUGUAUGGCUGUGGGCCAUCCGGUUCAACUCUUGAGACCGAAGAUUUUGCUCGACGCCAUGACAUGCCGACGAUGCACCACAGCAAGCUGGCAAUCCGCUUGACUAGUGCCAUGUGGCGAGCACAUUUCGAAAGCCUACCUGUUUACAGAAUCCUGGAGAUAGUUGCCCAAGGCUGUGAGAUGGACGUUAAGAGGUGGGAUGGUGUGCCAGAAAUGGUGCCGCGAUUUCAGGACGAGCGCUUGAAGUAUCGAUUGUUCUUUGCACACCCCAAUGCCAAUCCGGGCCUACCUGGAGCGGCCUUGACUUUGCCCAUCCCGAAGGCAGUCUGUCAUGAUGUCCUUCCAAACAAACUAAUAUCAGCUAUCAAAGGGCCGGUGUCGGAUUUUUGGCAGUGCCAGAGUGGAAACUUGGACAUUAAGCCGCAAGUUAGAGAUUUUCUUCAGAAGGCUUACGAGCUGAAGGAGAGGAAUGAUUGGAAUGCCCAGAUGAAGUGGCUGAAAGAAGUAGUAGCAGAGUCUCGGUCUGCGGAUCCUGUUCUUCUUGUACUUGCCUGCACCUUUAUCAUUCCUGCUUUUGGGCAUGUCUAUGCUGGAAAGUAUCCGGAGCUGUUGGACAGACAGAAAGCUCUUAUGGAAGCGUCCGGGUAUGUGCGGGUGCUCCUUCAAACCUUGCAGUGCGUUGACCUCGAUGACUAUGUGGUCGCAGGCGCACUUGCAGCAGUUGGAUUGCAAUUGUAUUGCUGCGUCCUCUAUGAACCGAAUGCUGUGCAUGCGUGCAGUACAUUAAACGAUGCAUGGCAGUUAAUGGUGUCAGCGGGUCAGCUACACAUGAAAGCUGGCCUGCCGGAAAUAAGUAUGAACAACUUGUUCGUGGCAUCCCGCAUACGGUUGUUCGCAAGCCAGAAGAGACGGGAACCAGGCCUUGCACACGAAACGGUGUCCAUGAUGCAAUCGGUGAUGGAAUGUCUCAGCGGAGGUUUGCUCACGGUUCAGUCGCCCGCGCAGGACUUUGAGUUCAAACUGCUCGGACAUAUUGCUGGCAAAAUUAGGGGGGUUGCUGUCCCUGAUAUACAAGGUGAGUGGUUUGAUUUACGGUCCAGGAAGCCC
Symbiodinium necroappetens is the source of this 1519-nucleotide messenger RNA. The record is from the annotation of a GenBank genome assembly. NCBI's taxonomy places the organism in Eukaryota, Dinophyceae, Suessiales, Symbiodiniaceae.